AUGGGCUGCAAAUACAUUGGAACCGUUGUUAAAGCGUUGCUUUUGCUGACUGUCACGCAACAGUUUCUAGUGAAUGCUGCAAAGAUUCUUGCCGUCUAUCCGAGCAUCAGCAAGACUAACUAUAUCUUCGGACAAGUAUUAUUCGAAACGCUCGCCGCUCAUGGACACAAUGUGACAAUCGUCAGCCCGUUUGAAGUACAGUACCCCCAGCAGAACAUUCGACAGGUAAGGAUAACUGGGCUAUUCAGCCACGUUGAAGAUUACGGUCUAAAUGCCAACGUGUUCACCAAAAGGGACAAGUCCAGUUUCUAUGGAAACACUAAUCUGAUAUACGGCACCGCAGCCAUGGCCGAUUACACUCUCGAACAUCCCAAGGUACAGGAGCUGCUCAAGAAUCCGGCCGAGGCUUUUGACUUGCUCAUUCUGGAUCAAGUUCUGUGUGAAAGUCUGCUCGGCCUAGCUUAUCAUUACGCCGUGCCAGCGAUUGUGUACAGCGCGUCGGCUCCGAAUAAGUACACGAAUGAGAUGGUGGCCAAUCCGCACAACUCCGCAUAUAAUCCGAUACCCUCGCUAGGGUACUCCGACCGGAUGACGCUAGUUCAGCGGGUGUGGAACACGUUCGUUUCAAUAUGCGAACAGUUUAACUAUAAGUACUUGUACCUGCCGUCCCAGGAAGCCGUUUAUCAGCGCCACUUCCUACGCCCGGGCAUGCCACCGUUACUCGAUCUUAUCCACAACGUUAGUUUGGUGAUGGUGAACAGCCAUCCUGUAAUUAACUUUGCUCGGCCCGUUGUGCCGAACAUGAUCGAGAUUGGCGGAGCUCAUAUACGCGAUUUUGAGGAUACCGGAUUUUCUCAGGAUGUCAUCAAUUGGGUCGAGAAGGCGACCAAUGGCGUCAUCUACUUCAGUAUGGGAGCCAAUAUAAGGUCAGCCGAUCUGCCUCCCUACCUGCUCGAUGCUUUCGUUGGGGCGUUCGGAAAGCUGAAUCAAGUGCUGGUGAUCUGGAAGUGGGAAAACGCAACGCUCGCUAAUCAACCGGGCAAUGUUAUCAUUGGUCCCUGGAUGCCUCAGCAGCAGCUGUUGGCUCAUCCGAACGUCAGGAUACACAUCACGCACGGUGGGCUGCUUAGUAUGAUGGAGACGGUACAUUAUGGGAAGCCGGUCCUUGGACUACCGCUGGCGGGCGAUCAUGAGAUUCUCAUAAACCGAGCAGUCAGAGAAGGAUACGGCUUACGAUUGGAUUAUCAAAAUGUGACAGAAGAGAUCGUCCUGGAAGCACUACAACGAAUCUUGAACAACCCGAGCUACCGCAACGCGGCCCUAAAAGCUUCUCGGCAUUUUCGCCAGCAACCACAAAAACCGAUGGAAAAGGUGAUGUACUACAUUGACUUCGUUCUGAAACGAGACGGAGGAGUAGACUACCUACGCAGUGGAGCCCUGUACCUAUCCUUCUGGUCGCGUCAGGUUGUCGACGUGGCCAUCAUGGCGAUUCUCAUCGUUAUGCUGCCAGUGGGGAUUUUUGCUUCGCUCGUACAGCACAUUCUGCGAAAAACUCAUACAGGGAAGCUGCGGAAAAAUGCGCAACCCGGCGAGAACAAGAAUUUUACAAGCGGAAAAACGACGGGCAAAGACGCUAAAAAGAAACGAAGCUGA
Anopheles cruzii is the source of this 1653-nucleotide messenger RNA. RefSeq names its product UDP-glycosyltransferase UGT5-like. The transcript is spliced from 5 exons. Gene Ontology annotation, molecular function: UDP-glycosyltransferase activity. The record is from RefSeq and is a predicted model, not a curated record. Lineage: Eukaryota; Metazoa; Arthropoda; Insecta; Diptera; Culicidae. The coding region runs from base 1 to 1653 and encodes 550 amino acids.